AUGUUCCAGCACUUAAUGAUUGUGUCUGUUGGGUUCAUAAUACAAAAUCUCUGCUUCCUGACUGAAACUACAGGACAGGCAAAAAGAUGCGAUAGGAAGUCUCUUCUGACCAUUAGAACCGAGUGUCGUUCCUGUUCACUCAACUUUGGAAUCGAAUGUCCAGAUGGUUACACCAAGGUUACCAAUGGCUCUGUAGGAGUUCGAGAUUGCAGGUAUACAUUCGAGGUCAGAACCUACUCACUCUCUCUCCCUGGAUGCCGGCAUAUCUGUAGAAAGGAUUACCUCCAGCCACAGUGUUGCCCAGGCCACUGGGGUCCAGACUGCAUGGAGUGCCCUGGAGGAGCUGUGUCCCCCUGCAAUGGCAGAGGCAGUUGUGCUGAAGGCAUAGAAGGAAAUGGAACCUGUUCCUGCCGAGAAGGAUUCGGAGGAACAGCCUGUGAAGCCUGUGCGACUGACAACUUAUUUGGACCCAGCUGUUCAGCAGUGUGCAGCUGUGUUCAUGGAGUGUGCAACAGUGGCCUGGGCGGCGAUGGCACCUGUGAGUGCUUCUCUGCAUACACAGGCUCCAACUGUAGCAAGCCCAUUCCUGAAUGUGCAGCCUUGGUCUGUCCAGAAAAUUCCCGAUGCUCACCUUCCAGUAGAAAUGAAACCAAGCUAGAAUGCAAAUGCCUUCCCAAUUACAAAGCCCAUGGCAAAGACUGCAAGCCCAUCAAUCCAUGUUUACAAAACAUCUGCCACCCUCAUGCUCACUGUACAUACCUGGGACCAAAUCAGCACCUUUGUACAUGUGAAGAUGGUUACCGUGGGGAUGGCCAAGUGUGCGUACCGGUAGACCCCUGCCAGGUGAACUUUGGAAACUGCCCUACAAAGUCGACAGUGUGCAAAUACGACGGGCCUGGACAGUCUCACUGUGAGUGUAAGGAACAUUACCAUGAUUUUGUACCUGGAGUCGGAUGCAGUGUGACUGAUAUCUGCCAAUCAAAUAACCCCUGCCACAGGAAUGCCAACUGUACCACCAUCCUACCAGGCCAAACUGAAUGCACUUGUCAGAAAGGUUACGUGGGAGACGGUGUGAUGUGCUAUGGGAACAUUAUGGAGCGGCUCAGAGAUUUAAACACCGAACCCAGAGGGAAAUGGCAAGGAAGACUGACCUCUUUCAUCUCACUUCUGGAUAAAGCUUAUUCCUGGCCAUUAAGUAACCUGGGACCAUUCACUGUGCUGUUACCAACAGACAAAGGACUGAAAGGACUCAAUGUCAAACAGCUUUUGACGAAUAAUGAGGCUGCUCGGUACUUUGUGAAACUGCACAUCAUUGCUGGGCAGAUGAGCACAGAGCAUUUGAAUUCCACAGACACCUUUUAUACCUUGACGGGAAAGUCCGGGGAAAUCUUCAAUGGUGAUAAGGACAAUCAACUUAAGGUCAAACUUUAUGGAGGCAAAAAGAAGGUAAAAAUUAUACAGGGCAACAUUAUUGCUUCCAAUGGGCUCAUGCACAUCAUCGACAAAGCCAUGGACAAGACGGACCCCACAUUUGAAAGCAACACUGAGCAAACCAUAAUGACAAUGCUACAACCAAGAUUCAGCAAAUUCAGAUCUUUACUAGAGGAAACCAACGUGGGACAUGCCUUAGAUGAGGAUGGGAUUGGUGGACCAUACACCAUUUUUGUUCCAAGUAAUGAAGCAUUAAAUAACAUGAAGGAUGGCACUCUUGAUUAUCUCCUUUCUUCAGAGGGUUCUCGGAAGCUUCUAGAACUCGUCAGAUACCAUAUUGUCCCAUUUACCCAGCUCGAAGUGGCUGCUCUCAUUUCAAGCCCUCACAUCAGAAGCAUGGCCAACCAGAUCAUACAGUUUAAUGUGACCAACAAUGGACAGAUUCUUGCGAAUGGUGUGACCAUCGAAGAAACUGAGGUCGCUGCCAAAAAUGGCCGAAUUUACACCCUGACUGGAGUCCUCAUCCCUCCUUCUAUCAUCCCAAUCCUGCCUCACCGAUGUGAUGAAACCAAGAGAGAACUGAAAUUGAGCACCUGUGUGAGCUGUUCCCUGGUGUAUUGGAGCAUCUGUCCAGCUAACUCUGAGCCCACAGCGCUGUUCACACACAACUGUGUCUACCCCGGCAGAAUAAGGAGCCUGAAGAGCGGCUGUGCCCGAUACUGCAAUGCCACUGUGAAGAUCCCCAAGUGCUGCCCAGGCUUCUACGGACCUGACUGCAAUCAAUGCCCAGGAGGUUUCUCAAACCCAUGCUCAGGAAAUGGACAGUGUGCAGAUGGCCUCGGUGGUAAUGGGACGUGCAUAUGUGAACAUGGUUUCCAAGGCUCUCAGUGUCAGUUCUGCUCCAAUCCCAACAAAUACGGCCCUCGGUGUGACAAAACGUGUCUGUGUGUUCACGGAACAUGUGACAACAGGAUAGACAGUGACGGGGCCUGCCUCACUGGUACUUGCAGAGACGGGGCCGCUGGAAAGUUCUGCGACAAGCAGACCUCUGCCUGUGGGCCCUAUGUGCAGUUCUGUCAUAUCCACGCUGCCUGUGACUACAGCAAUGGAACAGCCAGCUGUGUUUGCAAAGCAGGAUACAAAGGGGACGGAAUCCUCUGUACAGAAAUGGAUCCCUGUGCAGGAUUAACCCCAGGAGGCUGCAGCCACAAUGCAGAAUGCAUCAAAACUGGCCCGGGGACCCACACCUGUGUGUGCCAGCCGGGAUGGACGGGGAAUGGGAGAGACUGCUCAGAGAUCAACAACUGCCUGCUGCCCAGCGCUGGGGGCUGUCACAGCAAUGCUACCUGUUUGUACAUAGGCCCUGGGCAGAAUGAGUGUGAGUGCAAGAAAGGAUUCCGAGGCAACGGAGUUGACUGUGAGCCAAUGACUUCUUGCUUAGAACUAACUGGGAAAUGUCACCCUCUGGCCUCUUGCCAGCCUACUUCCUCGGGCGGCAGUGUCUGGAGCUGUGUUUGUGGAGAAGGCUAUGAGGGAGAUGGUCUUCUGUGUUAUGGGAAUGCAGACGUGGAAUUGUCAUUUCUCUCUGAGGCAGCUAUAUUUAACCAGUGGAUAACUGACGCUUCUCUACGGCCUGUGCUGUCAGCCACCUCAAACCUUACUGUCCUCGUGCCUUCGAAACAAGCUAUUCAGAAUAUGGACUCAGAUGAUAAAACCUUUUGGUUGUCAAACAGCAAUAUUCCAGCCCUAAUAAAAUACCAUAUGCUCCUGGGCACAUACAGUGUGGCAGAUAUGCAGACUCUGUCGUCUUCUGACAUGCUGGCAACAUCUUUGCAGGGCAACUUUCUCCGCCUGGCAAAAGUGGCUGGGAAUAUCACCAUUGAAGGUGCUUCCAUCGUCGAUGGUGACAACGCAGCCACAAAUGGAGUACUCCACGUCAUCAACAAGGUUCUGAUUCCACAAAGAAGCCUAACUGGCUCCUUACCAAACCUGCUCACCCGACUGGACCAGAUGCCCGACUAUUCCAUCUUCCGCAGCUACAUCAUUCACUAUAACCUGGCUAGUACAAUCGAGGCAGCCGAUGCUUACACAGUGUUUGCUCCCAACAACAACGCCAUCGAGAGGUACAUCAGGGAGAAGAAGGCUGCCACUCUAAAUGAGGAUGUUGUCAAGUACCACGUGGUCCUGGAAGAGAAACUCCUGAAGAAUGACCUGCACAACGGCAUGCACCGGGAGACUCUGCUUGGUUUCUCCCACCUCCUUGGCUUCUCUAUCCACAAGGACCAGAUCUAUGUAAAUGAGGUUCACAUAAACUACACCAAUGCAGCCACUGACAAGGGAGUGAUCCAUGGCUUGGAGAAAGUUCUGGAAAUUCAGAAAAAUAGAUGUGAUACUAAUGACACUACAAUUGUUCAAGGCAAGUGUGGGAAGUGUUCCCAGGCACCAAUCUGCCCAUUUGGAACUAAACCACUCGGUGAUGAGAUUAAGAGAUGUAUCUAUACCCUUUAUUUCUUGGGAAAGCGAUCGCCGUUCAUUGGGUGCCAGCCAAAAUGUGUAAAAACUGUAAUUACAAGAGAAUGCUGUGCAGGCUUCUUCGGUCCCCAGUGCCAAGUCUGCCCAGGGACAGCCGGGAACGUCUGCUUUGGAAAUGGAAUCUGCUUGGAUGGAGUGAAUGGCACAGGAAUAUGUGAAUGUGGAGAGGGCUUCAAUGGGACGGCCUGUGAGACCUGCACCGAGGGCAAAUAUGGGAUCCACUGUGACCAAGCGUGCUCUUGUGUCCAUGGGAGAUGUAACCAAGGGCCCUCCGGUGACGGCUCCUGUGAAUGUGACGUUGGCUGGCGAGGAGUGAAAUGUGACACUGAAAUCACAAAAGACAACUGCAAUGGGACAUGCCACACCAGUGCCAACUGUCUUCUCAAUUCCGACCGCACCGCAUCAUGCAAGUGUGCUGCAGGCUUCCAAGGGAACGGGACAGUCUGCACAGCCAUCAACGCCUGUGCAAUCAGCAACGGAGGUUGUUCUGCCAAGGCUGACUGCAAAAGAACCACCCCAGGGAACCGGCUGUGUGUGUGCAAGGCGGGCUAUGCUGGCGACGGCAUCGUGUGUCUCGAAAUUAAUCCGUGUUUGAAGAACCACGGUGGCUGUGACAAGAAUGCAGAGUGCACGCAUACUGGGCCCAAUCAGGCUGUCUGUAACUGUUUGCCAACAUACACGGGAGAUGGCAAGACCUGCACACUCAUCAAUGUGUGCCUGACGAAAAAUGGCGGCUGUAGUGUACUUGCUAUCUGCAGUCACACUGGACAAGGGGAUCGAACCUGUACCUGCAAGCCAAACUACAUUGGGGAUGGGUUUACCUGCCGUGGCAACAUCUAUCAGGAGCUGCCAAAGAACCCCAAAACAUCCCAGUAUUUCUUCCAGUUACAGGAGCAUUCUGUGGGAGAUAUGUCUGGCCCAGGCCCCUUCACUGUCUUCGCACCUUUGUCAACAGCCUUUGAUGAGGACAGCCGGCUGAAAGACUGGGACAGACAGGGCAUAAUGGCUCAGGUUCUCCGCUACCAUGUGAUCUCCUGCCACCAGCUGCUUCUGGAAAACCUGAAACUGACCCCAAAUGUAACCUCCCUCCAAGGAGAGUCAAUUGUCAUCUCGGUCUCUCAGGACACAGUGUAUUUAAAUAACAAGGCUAAGAUCAUAUCCAGUGAUAUCAUCAGUACCAAUGGAAUCAUCCACAUCAUAGACAAACUGCUGUCUCCCCAAAACUUGCUUAUCACCCCUAAAGAUGCCUCUGGAAAGAUUCUGCAAAAUCUUACAACCGUGGCAAAAAACCAUGGCUACAACAAAUUUAGCAACCUAAUACAGGAUGCAGGUUUGCUGAGUCUCAUCACUGAUCCCAUCCACAUCCCAGUCACUCUCUUCUGGCCCACGGACCAAGCUCUCCAAGCCUUACCCCCUCAACAACAGGAUUUCCUCUUCAAACAAGAGAACAAGGACAAGCUGAAGGAGUACUUGAAGUUCCACGUGAUCCGAGAUUCCAAGGUUUUAGCAGUGGAUCUCCCCAGAUCUGCCACCUGGAAGACCCUGCAAGGUUCCGAGCUGAGUGUGACAUGUGGAGCUGCCAGCAGCAUUGGCGAGCUCUUUCUGAAUGGCCAAACAUGCAGGAUUGUGCAGCGGGAGCUCCUAUUUGACCUGGGUGUGGCCUAUGGCAUCGACUGUCUGCUGAUUGACCCCACUCUGGGGGGCCGCUGUGACACUUUUGCUAGUUUCAAUAUCUCGGGGGAUUGUGGGAGCUGUAUCAAUACUCCUCGCUGCCCGAAGGAGAGCAAAUCAAGGGGUGUGAAGCAAAAGUGUCUCUACAACCUGCCCUUCAAGAAGAACCUGGAAGGCUGCCAGCAGCAGUGCGUCAUGGUGGUGCAACUCCCCCGGUGCUGCAAGGGGUACUUCGGGCGCGACUGCCAAGCCUGCCCCGGAGGACCAGAUACCCCAUGCAAUAACCGAGGUGUCUGCAGGGAUGAGUACUGGGCCACAGGAGAAUGUAAAUGCAACACCGGCUUCAAUGGGACGGCGUGUGAGCUGUGCUGGCCAGGGAGAUUCGGGCCAGACUGUCAACCCUGUGGCUGCUCAGACCAUGGACAGUGUGAUGAUGGAAUCCUGGGCUCCGGGCAGUGCCUCUGUGAAGCAGGGUGGACGGGACGCUUCUGUGACAGUCAGACAGAAGUGCCUCCUGCGUGUACACCUCCUUGUUCUGCUCACGCCACGUGUAAGGAGAACAACUUGUGUGAGUGUAACCUGAAUUACGAAGGUGACGGAAUAACGUGCACAGUUGUGGAUUUCUGCAAACAGAACAACGGGGGCUGUGCGAAGGUUGCCACGUGCUCUCAGCAGAACACCACGGUCUCCUGCAGCUGCCCGAAGGACUACCAAGGGGACGGCCGCAGCUGCACGCCCGUAGACCCCUGUGCCGAUGGUCUCGAUGGCGGCUGCCAUGAGCAUGCCACCUGCAAGAUGACUGGUCCGGGCAAGCACAAGUGUAAAUGUAAAAGUCACUACGUGGGAGACGGGCUGAACUGUGAGCCGGAGCAGCUGCCCAUUGACCGCUGCUUACAGGACAAUGGACAAUGCCACGCAGAUGCCAACUGUGCCGACCUUCACUUCCAGGAUACCUCCGUGGGCGUGUUCCACUUACGCUCCCCACUCGGCCAGUACAAGCUGACCUUUGACAAAGCCAAAGAGGCCUGUAUCAAUGAAGCUGCAACCAUGGCAACCUACAACCAGCUCUCCUAUGCCCAGAAGGCCAAAUACCACCUCUGUUCAGCGGGCUGGCUGAAGUCUGGGCACGUGGCCUACCCCACAGCCUAUGCCUCCCGAAAGUGUGGAGGUGGCGUUGUUGGGAUUGUGGACUACGGAACGAGAAACAACAAGAGUGAAAUGUGGGAUGUCUUCUGCUACCGGAUGAAAGACGUGAACUGUACCUGCAAGGUGGGCUACGUGGGAGAUGGCUUCUCGUGUCACGGGAACCUGCUGCAGGUGCUGAUGUCCUUCCCAUCACUAACACACUUCCUGACGAAAGUGCUGGCCUAUUCCAACAGCUCGGCCAGGGGCCAGGCGUUUCUGAAACACCUAACUGACCUGUCCAUCCGCGGCACCCUCUUUGUGCCCCAGAACGGUGGGCUGGAGGAAAACGAGACCCUGUCUGGGCGGGACAUCGAGCAUCACCUCACCAACGUCAGCCUCAUUUUUUACGAUGAUCUCAUUAAUGGUACCAUCCUGGGAACCAAGCUGGGAAGUCAGCUACUUAUCACCUCCAGCCAGGACCAGCUCCAUAUGGAGACCAGAUUUGUCAAUGGAAGAGCCAUCCUGCAGUGGGACAUCUUUGCCUCCAAUGGGAUCAUUCAUGUCAUUUCUGGGCCUCUAAAAGCACCCCCCGCCCCAGUGACCUCGGCCCACACUGGCUUGGGAACAGGGAUAUUCUUUGCCAUCAUCCUGGUCCUGGGAGCCAUUGCUUUUGCUGCAUAUGCUUAUUUCCGGCUGAACCGGAGAACAAUUGGCUUCCAGCACUUUGAGUCAGAAGAGGAUAUCAAUGUUGCGGCUUUUGGUAAAGAGGAGCCCGAGAAUAUCUCCAAUCCCUUAUACGAGAGCACCACUUCGGCUCCCCCAGAACCUUCCUACGACCCCUUCGCACAUGUCAGAAUUUGGCUAAUUUCUGCCCCAGGCGAUAAAGAAAAUUUACAAGCUCUGGUGAAGAUGAAUACUGUAACUUCUAAGUCCAACCUGUCUUAUAAUACCAAAUUUACUAUUCCUGACUUCAAGGUGGGGCCCUUGGAUUCCCUUGUUGGUCUCUCUGAUGAGUUGGGGACACUCGAUACCUUUGCUGAAAGCCUUAUAAAGAGAAUGGCUCAGAGCGUGGUACAAGUAGCAGAAGACGCAAAGGUGAAGAUUCAGGAGACCCUCCAGGCCAACGGAGUUGACUUAACAUCCUUUGUGACAUACUUUGAAUGGGACGUGGCCAAAUACCCUGCAAAGCAGCCGCUGUUGACUGUGGUGGCUACACUCGCAAAGCAACUAGCACAAAUUGAGACAGACCUGAAAUCUCGAACAGCCACUUACAACACGCUGAAGACGAAUCUGGCGAAGUCCAUAGGCGACCUCUUCAGUCGGACACUGUGCGACAUUGUGAGCAAAGACGAUUUUGUGUUGGAUUCUGAAUAUAUCAUCACACUGCUGGUUGUUGUUUUCAAACCACACUACACACAAUGGCAAGAAACCUAUGAACCACUUUCAAACAUGGUGGUACCUCGAUCCACCAAAGUGAUUGCCGAGGACAAUGAAGGUGGCCUUUUCACGGUGACUCUGUUUCGAAAAGUGAUUGAUGAUUUCAAGACCAAGGUCAAAGAAAACAAAUUCCCUGUUUGUGAAUUUCACUAUGAUGAAAAAGAAAUUAAAAAGGAAAGGGAAGAAAUGAGCAGAUUGCUACUUGGUAAGAAGCAACAGCAUGGUGCCCUGCUGCACUGGCUCAAGGUGAACUUCAGUGAGGCUUUUAUUGCCUGGAUCCACAUCAAGGCCUUGAGAGUGUUUGUGGAGUCUGUGCUCACAUAUGGACUGCCUGUCAGUUUCCAGACAGUGCUCCUAUAACCUCUUGAGAAGUCAUCCCCCAGAUGUUCAAGAGAAGUGCUCAAUUCCAUCUUCAAACACUUGGAUAUUGUAGCAUCUGCAGGUAUACUGGAUGCCUCUGUGGGGAUCCCUGGAUUACAAUUUAAUAACCAAGAUUAUUUUCCUUAUGUCUACCUCAGCCUUCUUGACUAG
Molecule: messenger RNA, 8727 nt
Organism: Chrysochloris asiatica (Cape golden mole)
Lineage: Eukaryota; Metazoa; Chordata; Mammalia; Afrosoricida; Chrysochloridae
Gene: STAB2
Product: stabilin 2
Biological process (GO): cell adhesion; proton transmembrane transport
Cellular component (GO): proton-transporting V-type ATPase, V1 domain
Molecular function (GO): hyaluronic acid binding; calcium ion binding; proton-transporting ATPase activity, rotational mechanism
Source: RefSeq, a predicted model, not a curated record